Molecule: messenger RNA, 1999 nt
Organism: Rhopalosiphum maidis (corn leaf aphid)
Lineage: Eukaryota; Metazoa; Arthropoda; Insecta; Hemiptera; Aphididae
Exons: 3
Coding region: 33-1136 (367 amino acids)
Biological process (GO): regulation of transcription by RNA polymerase II
Cellular component (GO): transcription regulator complex; nucleus
Molecular function (GO): DNA binding
Source: RefSeq, a predicted model, not a curated record
CGCCGCGCCGUCACGGCCACCAGUUGUCAUCCAUGCCGUCGCCAGCGAGCACGCCGAGCGCGCAACGAAAAAGACGCCGCCGCCGUGACCAUCAUCCGCAAAACCAACUGCAACCGUACCACAGCCCUCACCGCGGUGCCGUCGUAUCGUUACCCGCGGACACCACUACCACUUCGCUAUCACCGGUAGCCCUAGCUACCGCUGCCGCCGUAGCUUCGAACGCCGCCACCACGGCAUCCUCCACGGCGUCCGUCGUGGCCGCCGCAAUGGCGAUCGCCAAUGAGACCAACAUCGAUCUCAUAAUGAUCAACAAAAUCAAGCAGCACCAGGUGCUGUACGACACGGACGAGGACCAGUACAAGUACAUCGACAAGAGGGACAAGGCGUGGAAGGAAGUUGCCGACGAACUCGGCAUGCCGGUUAACGAUGUCAAAUUGCGCUGGAAACGUUUACGCGACAAUUUCCGAGUGUCCAUCAAACGCACCAAAGGAUUGAAUCUCAAACCCGGCCUACCGUUCGUCGAGGGAAAGCCGUGGAAAUAUCAAAGAGAGAUGGAAUUUCUCUUGCCCUUUAUGCAAAUCGGAGGAUAUUCCCUGAAGAAAAUGCUGAACUUGGAACACUCUCCUACCCAGGACUACUCGAGCGCGUACGACGACUGCAAGACAGAAGGGUCAUCUAGCCCGUACAACAACAUGUCGUACGACUACGACGAGAUGCCCGAGCCCCGGGUGGAGGUAAAAGAGAUGGCGGGCAACUACUCAAACGACGAGGGGGGCGUGGACGACGAGCUCCUGUACCCCGACGUGGAGAUCCUGAGCAACGGCAAGCACGAGCCCCUGCACCGUGUCGCGAAGCGCGUCAAGCGGUCGGCCGAAGCCGCGGCGGCGGCUGCCGCCAAGGAGGCCGACUCGUCCGCCCAGCUCAAGCUCAACCAACACCACAUGAACCACUAUUACCACAUACAGCAACAACAGCACAGCCACGCCAAGGUGCACCCCGUCGACCUGUUCUUCUACAGCAUGGCCGAGACGACCAAGGGCCUGCCUCAGGCGUACCAGGCGGAGAUCAAACGCCGCGUGCUCGAGAUCGUGAUCAAGGCCGAAGAAGAGAUGAACAAAAAUAAAAACUACGAAUGACUGCCGUUGCGUACAAUCGACAUUUCGCUCUCUUGCUCUCUCUCCUCUCCUCCCUCCCCUCACUCUUUUUCACUCACUACGACUAAGUCUUUUUCGUUUUUGUACCAUUCCCACUUUUUUAUUGUAUACAUUAUAUUAUAUUAUAUAAACAUUUUUGAUGUCACAUUAACUCGGAAUUUUUCGGUCGAGUUGUUGAUCGUUUGUCGUUCUCAUAUUUAUUUUACUAUCAAAUCGCUUAAUUUAUUAUUAUUAUGUAUAUGAUUAUUAUUCUGUUCGGUGUAAUUCCAACUGCAUAAUGUUGCGGUUACCGAACGGUCGUGAUACGGUAUCCUGAAACGUCCAACGUCAAUUAUUAUUAUUACACAUCACUUAGAAUUAAGGAAUAAUUAUUUCUAUUAUUAUUUUUUUUUUUUUGACUCGUGGAGAUAAAUGACGGGUAUAUAUUAUAUUUUUUUACUAAGUAAUGUGAAUGCAGAAAAGUACUCUGAAAUACAAUUUUUGUAAAGUAUAACAUUCCGAAUUUCGCCACUAAACUGGCUUUGUGAUAAUAAUAAUGUGUUAAAUAAUAAGUUAUGCAUUCCAUUGUAGCGUAUCUAUACAGUGUAAUUCAAUAUUAUUAGCGUAAGUCUGAAUGUUUCAUACCUAUUUAGGUCAUGUAAAGAUAAUUAUAUUUUUGCUCAAACAGACUCUGCCUAUGCAGACAAUGUGUGUACCGAUUUUUUUGUGUACAAAAUCAAUUUACAUUAAAUGUAGACUAAUAUAAUAAGUACGAACACUAUACCAUGACAGUCUUAUUAUUAUUGUUUUUUUUUUUUUAUAUUUAUAAGUGUGUCGCAAAUAUUGCUAUCGUUGUAAAUAAAGAA